This is a messenger RNA of Macrobrachium nipponense, 2564 nucleotides long. RefSeq lists its product as uncharacterized. Gene Ontology annotation, molecular function: zinc ion binding; nucleic acid binding. Lineage: Eukaryota; Metazoa; Arthropoda; Malacostraca; Decapoda; Palaemonidae. The record is from RefSeq and is a predicted model, not a curated record.
AUGAACGGGGGCGGGGUAACAUCAGCACUUCGGGAACUGGAGGCGGGGCUUACCAGGAGAAAACUUCAAAAGGCCUUGAACCCAGAAGACGACCCUCAGAAGAACACCAGACCUAGACCAGGUCAGAGCCUAGCUCCUUACCAGACGGCGUUGCCCCAACCCCCUCCUCCUGGGCCUGGCUUUCCCAUGACAAACGAUGUGUCUGGCUGUGGUAGGAAUUGGAAAUCCUUUGAAGCUUGCAAUCUUGAUCCGUUGUGCAAUUUUCCUAAACGCCGUGGCUGGACUGCUCCCACCACGUGUUCGAGUGGACUGAAAAGCAGUUCCCUGCCCCUUGUGUUCUUGGACCUCUUUAAAUUCAUGGUUACGCCCCUGGCUCUGACUGAGCACCAAGUUCAGCAGGUACUUCGUUUGGGCCCUAUGCUCAGGGUAGGAGCACCUGCUGCCUUGUCAGCCGACACCUCUUUACUACUAGCUCACGAGCAGCAGUUAGAAUAUGAGCGCAUUUCCCUUGAACGCGAGAAACUUGCGGCACAGAAAUUAGAAUCGGAGAGACUAGCAGAAGAGAAAAGCAAAAAAACAAAAAACAUUAAGUUGGUUCCCACAUUCACAGAUUAUGACCCUGAAGAUUAUUUUAAGACUUUUGAAGAGACUGCCUUGCAUUUGGAUUGGCCACGCGAUCAGUGGGUUUGGCUAUUAAGGCCGAAAUUAACUGGGAAAGCUGCGAAAGUUUGUAGACAUCUCGAAAAUACUACAGAUUACCAGAAUGUUAAACAAGCAAUUUUGGAUGCUUUUUCAAUCUCUGUCGAGGGAUAUCGUCAGACCUUUCGUAACAAAACUAAGUUCACAACUCAAACCUAUGUAGAAUUCGCUUCCGAGAAAUUAAGGGAGUUUAGGAAAUGGAUAAAAUCUGCUGCAGUAAGUACUUUUGCUGAAUUAGAGAAUUUGAUUGUACUUGAAGAGUUUAAACGAAAGCUUCCUUUGAACAUUAUGAUGUAUUUAGAGGAUAGGGAAGAAAAAGACUUGUUAAAGGCAGCUUCUCUAGCAGACACUUACUCUUUAAUACAUAAAUUUGGAACAGUAAGAGAAACCGACCAGAAUGUAAAACCAUCUCCAGUUAAAAACUCUGAAACUCUGACUGAUACGGCAAAAGCGUUGAAUGUACGUUGUAGUUAUUGUAAGAAGGACGGUCACACAAUUAAAAACUGUCCAGAUCCUAAAUGUAAAACUUCCUUGCCUUUUCGGAACCCAUUUAACCCUUUUCUUAACGUUAAAGGUAAAACAGAUGGUCAGAUUAAGCCUGUUUCCCAUAUCCAUUCUGAAAAGCCUGUAAAUCUAUUUGAUGAUUUCACUUUUAAUGGAACUGUAUCUUUGAACUCUGAUGGGGAUAAGUAUAAAGUCAGGAUACUUCGUGACACAGGUGCUUCGCAAAGCUUACUUUUGAGGAGUGCUCUCCCAAAUGUUGAAGCUAACGUAACUAAUGAACAUGUUCUCGUGAAAGACCUUUCACAAAUAUCUAAAGUUCCCCUUGCUAAUGUUCAUCUUGAUUGUCCUAUAAAGAAGGGUAACGUGCUGGUAGGCAUAAGAGAUAUUGAAUUUCCAGUAAAAGGUGUAACUUUAUUAUUGGCUAAUGACCUUGCAGGACGUUUGGUAGUUCCCAAUGUCAUUGUAAUGGAAAAACCUGUAGGUGAAAACCUUGAACCUGAUCCCGAUUGCUCUGUAAAUCCUUCUUGUGUUGUCACUCGUAGCCAGAAAUCUAGUUCGGAUGAAUCUAAAGUCACUUCUGUAAAUUUCGAAGCACAAAAUGUUAUGAGUCGAGAUAACCUUAUUGAAGCUCAGAAGCACGAUAACACUUUAAGUAAGCUUCAUGACCAAGCGGUUUCUAGAAGUGAGAUUAACAAAUCCCCAUGUUUUUACUUUGAAUCUGAUAUGUUAAUGAGGUUUUACCGUCCCCCUAAGAAAUCUAGUGAAGACACCUGGAGUGAAAAGCGACAAAUUGUGCUACCUCUUUCUGUUAGGAAUUCUGUAAUGGAAAUAGCUCAUGAUGCCUAUGGAGGACAUUUAGGAGUUCAUAAGACCUAUUGUCAGAUUUUGAAUUGUUUCUUUUGGCCCAAUAUGAAAAAGGAUGUAGCAAAAUUUGUUCGCACUUGUCAUGUAUGUCAGAUAUCAGGAAAACCUAACCAGGUAAUACCCAAGGCACCUUUACAACCGAUCUUAGUCCCUGAUGAACCUUUUAGUAAGAUAAUUAUAGAUAACGUUGGUCCUUUACCAAAAACCAAGAAAAGUAAUCAAUACUUGCUCACUAUAAUAUGUCCUACAACCCGAUACCCUAUUGCCAUCCCUCUUCGUAACAUUUGUGCUAAGAACAUUGCUAAUUCUUUACUUAGUUUUCACGAAUUUCGGUAUCCCAAAGGAAAUACAAAGUGAUCGAGGUUCAAAUUUCACCAGUGACCUUUUUGUCCAGGUACUUAAAGAACUAAAUAUCAAACAAACCUUGUCUGCUGCCUAUCACCCAGAGUCUCAGGGUGCCCUCGAGCGUUGGCACCAAACUUUCAAAAGUAUGCUUA